CGAGGGUUAAACCCUCCGCUAACGCUGGCCCCGUAAAGUUAAAGUUACUCGAGUUUGUUUACCAGUUUCCUACACAGGCAGCCGGGGGAUUGACAAACCGCCCGCCGCUGCCUUCUCUCUGUUGAUUUGUUUCCCUUCAUGACUUACUUUUCAAACAAAAAGUUAUAUUCAUCUUUUAGCCCUGACUCAUCUUCAAAAUAUUUCGCCCAGACACUGGGAUUUAUCUGAGGCGUCACUCAGAUAUGUGGCCCUGGUUUACUCCAAGGGAGGUUGAAACCGCGUUAAACCUGUUGAAAUAAUUACAGCGAAACUCCAUCGCUCAGCAACGUAAAUGCUCACAUAAGUUUGUAGAGAGUGAACGCAAAUAUUUCGACGCUGUUUUAUUUUAAACGCAGGGGUUUCCCGGAGGAAGAAAAGUUGUUAAUAAGUUUAGCUCUGAUCCGAAGUUGCUUUAUAAAGAUAGCGUUGUCACUGCCAGAUUGUGUGAAGUGUCCCGGGCCAGGCGAGGCUCAGCCCCGGGGCGGUGUAUCUAUCCCAGGGCGGUCCCGGGAAGAUGUGACCCGGGUCAGUCCCGGGAGAUCUACCCCACGCCAGUCGCUGUCGUGUCUAUCCCGGGCCAGUCCCGGGAGGAUUCUAAAUCAGCCCUCCACAGAAGCCGGGGGUGGAUUAAUACUCAGACAUUAAUGGGCGCAAUCUACAGUUUUUUUUGUAAUGUACUUGGCAAACGAGAACUUCAGUACAAUGGAACCGUGUAGGAACAAAUCCGAAAAAAGUAAAUCAAAAAAGAACAGUACAGGUUCUAACACCAGGACAAGAGAUGGUAAACGUGUGCAGGCACAUGAAGACUCGCCUGCCUAUGAUGAAGUAGCCCCUGACCUACCAAUCUAUGCUGUAGUGAAUAAGAAGAAGCUGGAAGAUGUCCAUUAUGCUGAAGUCCAGGUGAUCCAACAAAGGUCUCGGAAACCAGUCAAACAAGUUCGAGUAAAUCAGAAAGAAAACGCAACAGAGUAUGCUACCAUAAGCUUCACACCUGCGGUAAAAUACGACAAAAAAAAUGGGACUCUUGUAUAAAGUUCAGAAGAAAGAAUGGCUCCUCUGUCUUCCUUAAAAUAGACAUUUAUAUACAAAUUAAAAUGGACAUUUAUUUACAAAUUGAACUAGUUGUGACCUGGUUAAAAUGUUAUUUGCAGACGAUGUAAAAUAAUGUAGAAAUUGCUGGGUUUUUUUAACCAUAAAAUGCAGCCUUACGACACUCCUUUAUCACAACACAACCUCUUACUGACUUGUUAAGAAGAAAUUGUAAUUGUAAAAAUUAUGCUUAUUUAUAAUGUGACUUUUGCAUGACAUAGAAUGGCUGCAGAAAAAGGCUUUUGUUAGAAAUAUUUUUCAUCGAUAAAGAUUUCAUUUAAACUAUUUCUCAACUGGCAAAGACUGUAUUUAUAUAGAAUCAUUUAAUGUAUUUAAAGCAAUAAUCUAACUUUGACAAUCUAUUUAUGACAAAUUGUGUUUAAAGAUGAAUUGUUGUAAUUACUUUUGGAAAUGGAGUGCAGCCUUAAGGACAACUUGCUAGAGUUUGAGCCACAAUAUUAUCCAUGUUAAAAUAUUCUCUUUCUGUCAAAAUCAAUGUUUGCAUGAAAUUAUUUUGUGCUGUUUUAUGAUCCUUCCUCACUCAUCAUAAUUUUGUUUUGACGAUCGCACAAGGUGAAAUUAAGCCUGAUGUUGGAUUUAACAAAUAUCAGUAAUGCAGUGGUAGAGCUGUUGCCUUACAGUGCCAGAGACCUGGGUUUGAUCCUGACUGUGGGUGCUGUCUGCACGAAGUUGGCACGUUCUCCCUGUGACUUCAUGCGUUUUCUCUAGGUACUCUGAUUUCCUCCCGCGACCCAAAGUAGGUGAAUUGGCUUCUGUAAAUUGCCACUUGCGUAUAGGAUGCAAAAGUGAGAUAAUAUAGAACUAGAGCUGGGGUAAUUGUUGGUCGGUGUGGACUUGUUUCCAUACUAUAUCUCUAAACUAAACUAAGUCAUAGUAAGAGCUGAAGGAAAACUUCCAUCUCUCACUGUAUCUUUAUCUCAAACUCACCUGCAUUAUCUGAUUUCUAAGUUGCACAUUGACCUGAAUUAAUUGUAUUCUGUUUAAAGUUAAAGACUUUGCUGCAUUUUUUGUGUUCGGUGCAAUGACAAAUGGUAUUAAUAUUUUCAGAUGUAUAUCCUGUCUUUGUAUAUCAUCUCAGUUCUUUGUAUUAAUUAGUAGUGACCAUGUCUGGUACCGUGUUUCUGAACUUUAGGUUCAUGGACUUCAGUAUUGUGUACAUGGGCAUUUAAAAAGUAACUAAGCCAAAUGUCUACCUAAUAUUUACCACUGUGGGGGAUUAAAUUAAUGCAGACUCUAUUUACUUGCCUAGCCUCUCUCAGCAGUACCUUUCAAAUCCAAAGCUUCCACCACAAGAAGGGUUUUGGGCUGUACGAAUAUGGGAACAUCACUGGCUGCAGGUUACUCCACAGUACGAUUUGGAAAUGUAUCACCUGUCCUUCAUUAUCACUGACUCUAGAUCCUGGAACAGCCGUUCCAACAGCAAUGUGCGAGUACCUUCACCAGAGGUCCUGCAGAAAUCCAAGCAGAUGUCUUGCCACUACCAUCUCAAGAUGAUGAUACUCGCUGCCAAAGUCCUGACAAAUAAAUGAAACUGGAUAUUUGACAUUGUUUCCAAAUUCUGUAAAAUGAUCAACAAAAAAAAGUUUUGGUGAAAUUAUAAUUAUUAAUACAAUGUAAUUUCCUUGUUCAACUAAAUUCUACAGGAUCUGAAUCUGGAUGUAAAUCUAACCUUUCCUUUUCAUUUACAUGUGAGAAGACUGUACUUGAGGAUGCAUUUGGACUUGAUCAACUUAUUGAUAAUGAAUUGCCUGAAUAUUUGUACAAUGAUCUGUGUGUUUCAAUAUUUUGGAGAACAUAAAAAUACAAUAUAAAA
Messenger RNA from Leucoraja erinaceus (little skate), 2962 nucleotides. RefSeq lists its product as uncharacterized. The coding region runs from base 712 to 1071 and encodes 119 amino acids. NCBI's taxonomy places the organism in Eukaryota, Metazoa, Chordata, Chondrichthyes, Rajiformes, Rajidae. The record is from RefSeq and is a predicted model, not a curated record. Gene Ontology annotation, cellular component: extracellular exosome. The transcript has 4 exons.